AAAUGAGAUCAGUCUCCGCUAUGGAUUUAAUGGACAAAAAACAUUGGAGAGCACUUUUAAUCAUCGGCUUUUUGCUUCUGCUUUGCACAUCCUUAGUAUUCGGUUUCAGUGAUGAUGAUCUCGAAUUGAAGCCCGGUGAAAAAUGUCCCUUCAAGGACACGGUCAAUCUUACAGGGCAUGUGCCUUUGGAAAAUGGUACUUACAUAUAUCACAGUGUCUUAAUACACGACACCCAUUUGGCACAUUACAAUUACACCAGAGGAUUUCGAAACAGCGAAAAUGAAGUCGAAACUCAUGUGCGCGGCUGUGUUUGUGGAACGUUGCGAUAUUGUGUUAAAUUAUGUUGCGAACGAGGCGAGUUUUUCAAUGAGGCCACAUUUCAGUGUGAGCGAAUUCCCGAAGAUUAUAUCGUGCCUCAGAAGCUGUAUAUAACGCUGGAAGAUGAGUCUGCAAAAGAGGUGGAUAUCUACGAGUAUUUUACACCCCUAGUGGGAACUCCAUGUGAAAAACCCGAAAGUUUGUCGCAAAAUACUGAUAGCUGGGAUUUAACUGAUGAGGGAACUUUGCAUGUAUACAACGAUGAUGUUUACCUUAAUACUGUCAAUUACUGCCUAUCACCUUUUCUUUACGACGGUAGUGGCGAGUAUGUGUUUGUGCCCUUGAGUUGCCCUAUUAAAAAUGAGCCAGAUUGGACAAUGCAGCUGAAUACAUAUGCCAUGGCCAUAUCUGUGAUUUUCUUGUUACCCACUGUUCUGAUAUAUUUGCUGGUGGAAAAACUGCGUGGCAAUAUGCGUGGCAAACUUUUAAUCUGCUACUUAAUCUCAUUGAUCGGAAGUUAUACCAUUAUAAGCAUUAUCAAUAUAUCCGGUUAUGUAUUUGAUAAUGAAACAUGUUCGGCUCUGGGUUUCGCUUGCUAUUUUUUCUUUGUGGCGGCAUUCUUGUGGUUAAAUGUUUUGUGCUUUGACAUAUGGAUAAAUUUCAAGGAUCAUCAAGUGAAUAACAGCAAACGUAAACUGAGUAUUCGAUUCCUGUGCUAUACUCUAUAUGCUUGGGGCACAGCAUUGCUGAUGACCCUGGUGUCAAUGUUGUGCCAAUGGUCGGAUUGGAUGCCAAUGGACUACAAACCUGGCAUUGGUGACGAAGUGUGCUGGCUCGAUACUGAGAAAUGGUCUGCCGGCAUAUAUUUCUAUUGGCCAAAUUUGAUUAUAAUUAUUAUUAAUAUUGGAACAUUUGUCCAUUUGUCUUUACGCAUUUAUCGCAUACGUAAAAACUUGGGUAAAAUGACACAGAAGCAGAAAUUCUUUCACGAAAAUGGUGUUGUUAUUUUACGGCUUUUCAUUGUCAUGGGCAUAUCAUGGAUCAUGGAUAUUGCCUCAUUUAGUUUGCGAAAGUACUCCUUUUCCGAUUAUCUAUUCACACUAACCGACUUUUGCAAUGCCAUUCAAGGUGUCACAAUUUUUGCGUUAUUUGUUCUCAAACGCAACGUAUACGAUUCAGUCAAAAAGAGUGUCAGUUCAUCGCCAAUCAGAAAGUCAAGGCGUAGUAGCUCAGUGACUGCCAGCACACACUUUUCAAAACUCUCAACGAAUUCUUAUGCACAUACUUCGUCGAUGAAGGAUAAUUUGUAAAUUUGUGCUUAUGACCAACGGAAAAAAUGCAGUCGAAGGCGUGUUAAUUUCAUGUUAAGUUUGUAUCUCAGAUAAUUAAUUUUGAUGGAUAAUUGUACUACAAGUUUUAUUUAGGUUUUAAUAGAAUGCAAUUUUUAAAAUCUUGUUUGAAUUUGUGUCUCUAUAU
Messenger RNA from Stomoxys calcitrans (stable fly), 1794 nucleotides. RefSeq names its product G-protein coupled receptor Mth2. The transcript is spliced from 7 exons. Gene Ontology annotation, molecular function: G protein-coupled receptor activity. Gene Ontology annotation, biological process: G protein-coupled receptor signaling pathway; cell surface receptor signaling pathway. Bases 3 to 1628 code for a protein of 541 amino acids. The record is from RefSeq and is a predicted model, not a curated record. Gene Ontology annotation, cellular component: membrane. NCBI's taxonomy places the organism in Eukaryota, Metazoa, Arthropoda, Insecta, Diptera, Muscidae.